ACAAACACACAGAGAGACACAGAGAUAGAAGAAAGAAAGAGAAGAGAAACAACAAGUAACAAAGGGCAAUGGUGGUUGGGCAAGUUCCUCUUCCUUCUUCAAAGUUGGUCCUUAAACUCAAAUCCAAUGGUCUCAGAGGUGGCUAUGGGCAUGGCUAUUCUCUCACACUCACACCCAGUCCCACACACAUACUCUCUUCCUCUUCCUCUUCCUCUUUCUCUUUAAGCGCCUCCGCCAAUGAACACACAACAACGUCCAAUAACGGUGGCAAUCUUCACUCUACUCUUGAUAAUGAUUCUUCAUCAAACUCUCCCUCAAAACUAUCAUCGAAUUUUGGAAGAUUAAAAGCUCAGCGAGUGAAAGCUCUUAUCCACCGAGCCAAGGAGCAAAAACGCAGUGUUGAUGAUAACCUAGUUGUAAAACGUGCACCAUUUUCCAAACGUAUUGAUAUUGAAGAUGAAAACCCUGAUGUUACCAAUAAAGCGAGUUCAGGUUCAGGUUCAGGUGCAAGACGUUCUCCCUCUCAUUCAAGUGGAUGGGGGUAUAGUCCUCCUAAGCCUCAAACGCAGAAGAAGGAACAGAGAAAACAAUUGCCUGACAACAACUUUUUCAGUCUCAAGUCAUUCAAAGAUAUAGGCUACAGUGACUAUAUCAUCCAAUCCCUUAAAAAACAAUCUCUUACGCGCCCUUCCCAUGUACAGGCCAUGGCAUUUAAACCUGUUGUUGGCGGAAAGACUUGUGUCGUAGCUGAUCAAAGCGGUUCUGGAAAGACAUUAGCUUAUCUUGCACCAAUAGUUCAGCGUCUUAGACAAGAAGAACUAGAAGGACUUAGUAAAUCCUCUCCGCAAGCCCCUAGAGUGGUUAUAAUGGCACCGACAGCUGAGUUAGCUUCUCAGGUCUUAAAUAAUUGUCGAUCAUUGUCAAAAUCUGGGGUUCCAUUCAAAUCUAUGGUUGUCACAGGUGGAUUUAAGCAAAAAACUCAACUGGAAAAUUUACAGCAGGGUGUUGAUGUCUUAAUAGCUACACCUGGCCGUUUUUUGUUACUGAUAAAGGAAGGCUUCUUGCAGUUAACAAAUCUAAGAUGUGCCGUGUUGGAUGAGGUAGAUAUACUCUUUGGUGAUGAGGACUUCGAAGGGGCUCUUCAAUGCUUGAUUAAUUCUUCACCGGUCGACACACAAUAUUUAUUUGUGACUGCGACUUUACCAAAAAAUGUUUACAGCAAACUUGUUGAACUUUUUCCCGAUUGUGAAAUGAUCAUGGGACCUAGUAUGCACCGAAUAAGCUCUCGCCUUGAAGAGAUUAUAGUAGAUUGCAGUGGAGAAGAUGGACAAGAAAAAACUCCUGAUACCGCAUUUUUGAACAAAAAAGAUGCUCUUCUGCAGCUUAUGGAGGAAAGCCCUGUCCCGAGAACUAUUGUGUUCUGUAACAAAAUUGAAACAUGCAGAAAAGUUGAAAAUUCAUUAAAGCGUAUUGAUAAGAAAGGAACUCGCAUUCAAGUUCUACCUUUCCAUGCUGCAAUGACACAAGAAUCACGGCUUGCUAGUAUGGGAGAGUUCACACAUUCUCCGUCAAAAGAAGUCUCCCAGUUUAUGGUUUGCACCGACAGAGCAUCACGGGGAAUUGACUUCGCGAGAGUGGAUCAUGUGAUACUAUUUGACUUUCCACGUGAUCCAAGUGAAUAUGUACGUCGUGUUGGAAGAACAGCGAGAGGAGCUAGCGGAAAGGGGAAGGCAUAUAUAUUUGUAGUUGGGAAGCAAGUAUCACUUGCACGCAAAAUAAUGGAAAGAAAUCAGAAGGGUCAUCCACUACAUGAUGUACCUUCGGCUUAUGAGCUCAUGAGAUGAACUAUUAUGGUGAGUUUGAUUUUGAGUUUUGUGUGCUCUCAUUCUCAAACAAACAAUGGCAAGGAGCACUACAAGCUGCUUAUGCUUAAGAACCACCAAAUUGCACAUUCAUUCUCACUCGGCUUAUAGUUGCAUACACACAAUGUGGUUUGCAACACUUCCUUAUAGCAAAAGCAACAACUACAUUAACUACCUGUAUCUCUUAAGUAUGAAAUGAAAU
Gastrolobium bilobum is the source of this 2064-nucleotide messenger RNA. Its product is annotated as DEAD-box ATP-dependent RNA helicase 50. The record is from RefSeq and is a predicted model, not a curated record. Bases 69 to 1844 code for a protein of 591 amino acids. Lineage: Eukaryota; Viridiplantae; Streptophyta; Magnoliopsida; Fabales; Fabaceae. The transcript has 7 exons. Gene Ontology annotation, molecular function: RNA helicase activity; ATP binding; nucleic acid binding.